ACUUAAUUCAAAUCGAAUUGAAUCGAGAAACGAGUUGAACGGUUACACGCAGUAUACUCAUAUAAUAUCCCAAUUGUUUAUUUAUUACGAGUUGAUCUGUUGUUUAGAAGUGAAGUUUGUUGGUUAUAUCGACUGAGAAAAGACUCUUGAAUCGGUUUUCGGAGAAAUAUGAAUUUAUCUUUCGCCGGUUGUGGUUUUUUGGGUAUCUACCAUGUCGGAGUUGCCUGUUGUUUUCGAAAAUAUGCGCCCCAUUUACUAUUGGACAAGAUUUCGGGGGCAUCAGCGGGAGCAAUUGCUGCAUGCUGCUUGAUCUGUGAUCUGCCUAUUGGUGAUAUGACCAGUGAUGUUCUCCGAGUAUGUACGGAAGCCCGAAGCAGGUCUCUAGGUGCCUUCUCUCCUUCGUUUAAUAUUCACAAAUUAAUGUUAGAAAAUUUAGAAAAAUUUUUACCAGAAGAUGCUCAUAUCAGAUGUAGUGGAAAACUUCACGUAUCCCUUACUAGAGUUCAUGACGGAAAGAACGUUGUGGUUUCACAAUUUGACAGCAGAGAAGAUUUAAUCCAAAUUCUGCUAGCAUCAGCCUUCAUUCCAUUCUUCUCUGGAUUAAUUCCUCCAAAAUUCAAGGGCGUACGUUAUAUGGAUGGUGGUUAUAGCGACAAUUUACCUACUUUAGACGAAAAUACCAUUACAGUUAGUCCAUUCUGUGGUGAAAGUGAUAUUUGUCCAAGAGAUGACAGCUCACAACUAUUCCAUAUUAACAUCGCAAACACAAGUAUAGAACUCUCCAAGCACAACAUGUAUAGAAUAGUUCGUAUACUGUUUCCGCCAAAACCUGAGAUUUUGUCAAAUAUGUGCAAACAAGGAUUCGACGAUGCGCUUAGAUUUCUACAUAGGAACAACUUGAUCAAUUGCACCAGGUGCUUGGCUGUGCAAUCUACAUUCGUGGUCUCAGAAACUUUGGACGAAGAAUUGGAAUACGACCCACAGUGUAAAGAAUGUAAACUUCAUAGACAAGAAGCACUUGUAUCUAAUGUACCUGAAUCUGUCCUAAGUAAAUUUCAAGAAGCCGUGGACAAAGCCAACAAUGGUCUUCUAAAUUGGUUGUUCAAACACAGGGGUAUGAAACUGCUGUCUGUGCUUACGUUACCUUACACCUUACCUGCUGAUGUAAUGUAUGCUACAUUUACAAAGUUUCAAACAUUUCCGAUAAAACCUGGUCGGUCGAUGGCAUUUUAUAGAAAUUGCGCCCAAUUUCACUUUCAGAGUUUUAUGGGCAAAAUAUAUGACAAUAAAUCGUAUCAAUUUGAAUUACUGGGAAAUGCCAUUUUAGCUUCACCUUCAUUUGCAUGCCACGAACAUAUUUAUAGAGAAAAAAGAUUUAUGGUAGCAGCACCACAACUUGGAAAUGGAGCAUGGGAAUUGAGCAAAGUUUUCAUUGAUAAGAUGACGUUCCUGCUGAAGAAAAUCAAUAGGAAACGACAACAACUUAGCGCCAAAAUUACUUGCCAAUUAGCGAUUACAGAAUACGGUAAAAAUAAAUUCGACGUGGAAUCAUGCCAGGAUGUACAGAAUGGAAAUAAAAUGAACCUUAACUUCACCUUACAAUUAGAGGAUAGAGACUUACCAUUAAACCAAAGCCCAGUACGAAAGUUCAACACAAAGGAAAUUCUCCAGCGAAAACCGAGUUUUACUGUAAAUAGGACUGAAUCCAUGGACAACGAUACAUUCGAUCAUAUCCUACAAGUCACAUCACAACACGAUACUAUAAUGGCUUAUUAUUAUUUGGACGAAAAUAAUAAAGUUAAAGUCACUGAAAUUUUUGAUGUAACCGAUAGUGAUUCUCCAAUUGUUCAGACUUCUGAAGAAAGAAGUGCAAAUACAAAUUUGGAGUUCGACGACGACUGGACAAAUCAAGAGCAAUGGCAACCAAAUGAGGAAAAUAUUGCUCAGUUUGAACUAGAGGACAUACUUGACAGAGAACCAAUCUUUUCUGACCCCGAAAGCGAAUGGACGGGUACAUUCAAAAUCGAAGAACCAGAGGAUGAAGAUGAGCAAUACCCUACCAACGAUACUCUUCCAGAAUCUGAUCGAAGGGGUAGCCGAGAAAUCAUUAAUCAGUGGAACAAAAAAGAAUAUAAAAUCCCAUCGAUGGUCUACGAAGAUAGUGACACAUAAAUGUGUUGGCAUCUACGUUUAGGAUGAUAGUUUUUUAAGAUAUUUUAAAUUAUAUAAAAUUAUUAAAGUAAUAAACAGAGGACCAUAAAAGUUUUUCCACACUUACUCAAUAAAUAUUGUAUUAUAUGCAGCUCUCGUUGAGAAGUUCCAAUUUUCUCAUUCCAUAUCACCCCUCCGCUCAAACUGUGUCAUAAGUAAAAAAAGCAGAGUAUCGAGAAAACGACGUUUAAAAUUAGUUCUAUAACUUUUCCGGAUUUAGUUCAAAGACCAUAUAUUCAAAUAAAUAUUCAAAUAGAAGAUAUUCAAAUUAGAACAAUAACUCUUUUAGUAAGUUACAAACGUUUUUGAAGCUCUACAAAAUAGCGUAUAAUGUCUACUAAAAAUAUUAAAGAAAAAAGAAUGUGUGUACUUUGUACGCACGUAAGAAGUUAUACUUCUAUUAUAUGAUUUCUUAAAAAUAAAUAUACUUUAAACAGUUUGUUUUAAUUUUUUUAAACACCAAAUUUUGUGCUUACCGCUUUCAAAAAAAUAAAAAAAAAGUAUAGAAUUGCUCCGGAUUCGAACUCAAGACCUCUCGAUCUCUGGCCGAAUGCUAUACCAAAUACGCUACGAGGACUGUGUCUGUAUCGGUUCGGACGUACCUAAUGACAAUUCAUGAUAACAAACAGACAAGGUGAAGUAUAAUAAAUAUACAAUAAAAUGUUUUAAUAAUACUCAUCUUACUCCUGAGGAAGACAAAUCCAAAGACACAAAAAUUAUAAUAAAUAUAUUUACUAAAAACACUAAUAUAUUAUUUUCAAACCUUUUCUUGCACUGAUAUAUUUAUACAUAACUUGAAAGAUUUAGCAACUAAACGCCAUACUGUCUGUGUGCGCAUGCGCGCAGUAUUAUGAAAUUUUACUCUCAAUCGCGCCUAAAGAAGUAUACCUUCAAAAAAUUGUUUGAGUUGUGACACUAUACAGAUAUAUCAUUAUUUUUAUCUGGUUAACAGAGUUAUACUUUUUAAUGAUCUAACUUUAAAUAUACCUAAGUAACAAAAUUAAAUAAAAAAUAGUGCAAAAGGAAAAAUAAAAGUAACUUUUCUUGAGUACAUUCGCAGAUUGUUUUGACUAAGGCAAUCACAAAAUACACUGUCUUAAACUCGACAAACGACGCUUUACACAUAUCUUAGAUGGACAACUUCAUUGCGCAAGCCGAUAUGUGACACUGUUUAUGUUCGGUCUCGGUGCAUCGUUGAUUUUGGUUAAACUUAUAAUGACGCCAGUGUCAUCUAACGACAAAUACUUGAACUAUAUCAGUAAUAGUUUUUGAGAUAGGAUUUUGCAGUUUUAUUAAACUGUUGUUUCAAUAAAACCAUUCUUAUUUUUUUUAGUUGUGACACUGUUUGAGCGGAUGUGCGAUAUGUUCAUCACAAUAAAUUCUGCUGUUGUUACAGUUCAUAAACUAUUAAGAGUGUUCCAAAAUAGAUCCUGUGUUUAUAUUUCACAUGGUUACCUAAGAUUGGCCAGAUAUUAUAAUAUUUCUUCUAUGAAUGAUUCCCACAUAUUAUACUCGUAGCUAAGAUUUUUACAUAUACCUAUAAUAAUUAAAAAAAAAUAAAAAAAGGGUGAGUGAGUUCCUUUAAAAAAUUAACAAUUAUGCAUAGUUAGCAUUACAGUUGUAUUAAAAUAAGCAGUAAAUUACCUAUGUACUAAUUUGGGCAUAAACUUGAAUUUAUAGAAUUGUAUAGUGAAUAAUGGCUGGAACCAUGGUAAACGGAAAAUACUAAGAAAAUAUUAAAGGAACAUAUUGGAGGGAAGCAUAAGAGCCCGUUCACAUGACAGGCGCUUAACGCGCUUCUUGAUAACGUGCGAUCACAACUACAGUUGAGUCCGGGAAUCUUUACCCGUGCGUCAUCAUUUAAAGCAUACGAAAUAAGUGGAUGAUAAGUCGGAAAUUGGAAUCUACUAAACGCAACAGCAAGUCACUUAUUGUCACUUGCUGUUGCGUUUAAUAAAUUUCAAUUUCCGACUUAUAAUCGACUUAUUUCGUAUGCUUUAAAUGAUGACGCACGGGUACAGAUUCCCGGACUCAACUGUACAUACAUUUUACUUGAAACCGUUCACAUGCUAACGCGCGUUAGCAUGUGAACAAUCUCAAGUAAAAUUAAUGUUGUUCUGAAGCUAUUUCCUUGUGGCAUUUUUAUGAUUAACUAUUUUGAUGGGAAAUAAGCCACAAUUAAAUUGAAAAAAUAAUUUUAUUAACGUUUCGAAGCCCAAAUCGGGUUUAGUUGUCAAAAUACAAAAUACUACUAAAUUAAAUGAAAAUGUUGUUGCUAAGUAAAAAAAUUCUUCUAAUAAUUUAUUUAAUCUGACUCAUUUAUAUUGGCAAUUCAGGCGUAUAUUAUACAUUUUAAAGUAGAAGACUUUAAAAUGAUAUCGCCAAUAUUUAUGAGUUGCGUUCCUGGGACGACUUUACUAAAAAAUAGUUCAUUCGAUUACAUCAAAUCAAUCCGAACUCAAGAAUAUCCGUCACAAAAAAAAUCAUAGCAUGUGAUCUGUCUUUAAAAAGACAACCAAAUGCAACGAUGACAGUAAAAUUCUCGCGUUAGAGAUUCCAUAGUAAAUCACGAGGGAAAACCAGGCAAAAACCUCGUGAUAAUAUCCCGACAUCGUAAGUAUUUGAUCUUACAUUUAAUUUACUUUCAAAAAACUAAUACCAAAUUCUGACUUUAAUAUUAAAUUAUAAAUAAUAUUAAUAAUACAUAGAUAUACAAUAAGUAAUACUAAAAUAUAAAAUAUGUAGUAACUCGAUAUGUUAUUGACUUACUAAUCGUGGUAUUUUCUUUCUAUUGACUUCCUCUUUCAGUAUGGGUAACCACAUCCUACUGCAUUCUACCGAGGAAUUUGCGACACAAUUGGUUUCAUUUAGCAUAAUUAUGUAUAUUAUAUUAUAUCCUCAAGUAAAAUGUAUGUAGUUGUAACCGCGCGUUAAGCGCUUGUCAUGAGAACGGGGUCUAACAGCUACAACACUAAGGAUCUGCUUUUUCUCAUGAGGAUCUUUCAGUGCGUCACAGUUUUUCGAUUGCUUUCUAACGCAUUAAAUUGCAUGUGACAAAAAAAAACGCACGUCGGUGAUUACAUUUCGUCGGUGACAUUUAUAACAUUUAUUCUAGUUGUCAAUAGAUGGCGAUAAUCGAAAAAAAAAUUAUUUACGAAUUAUAUAAUAUAUCUAUGAAUAUAAUCUGUUCAAUUUAUAAGACUAUACAAAUCAAAGAAAAUACCAUUUUAUAAAUGCAAUAAACACAAUUGAUUUGAUUUUAUGCCAAAUUGCAAAUAAAAUGUGACAACUGUCAGAUUUAACUAAAAUGUCAUGUCACUAAAAUGUAUAUUAUCACGGACUUACCUUUUUUUCUAUCAUUUGUGACGCACUGAAAAAUGCUCAUGAAAAGAAGCAUAUAAACGAUAUUUAGGCAAUUAAUAUUCAGGGGAUUUUAUUCGUAAUAUUGAUGAUGAAGUUAUCAAACAUUAGCUAAUAAGUCCCAUUGCUAACAGUUUGUUUGUUCAAUUAAAAAAAUAUUAGAAAAAUCGUAUUAAAAAGUCAUAUCGACGGCGGAAAGGCAGGAUCUCGUAACUAAAAAAUUUGUAUAAAAUGAUUAAAAUGUUUUCGCUUUAGAAUAAGUGUAUCGGCACCUAUUAAACAGCGGUUCCAGCUGGGAAAAUUUCCGGAAGGCUUCCAGAAGGCUUUCCCAGCUGUAACCGCUGUUUAAUAGGUGCCGAUACACUUAUUCUAAAGCUAAAACCUAAGUAACUCAUUUUAUACAAAUUUUUCGGUUAUGAGGUCUUGCCUUUCCGCCGUCGAUGUAGGAUAUUUACGCUAACAAAAUUUGUAGCACUCUAAUCAAAUUUUUAUGUUAUAAUCGAUUUCCAAGAAAAAAACUCUAGACGGUGAGUAAGAUUAAAAAAUUUGUUGCAUAAAUAUUAAUUUAAUCAAUGGUACUGGUAUCUAUUCUAUUAUAUUUUUUGUUAAAUUUUGCCUAUCAAUUUUGUUCACAUUUCAAUAUUUAUUCAGCUCUAUUGAAAAGUUUUAGUACAUAUACAUAUACAUAUAUCCAUUUCUUGUGGUGGUAUCAAUUCGGUGAUUAUCAGAAAUUAAAAACAAUCAGGGAAAAUUCUUGAUAAAGAAAGUUUGACAAAUUUGACAGACUCAUCCAGUCUCAUAUAUCGAGACUAUUUCGUUCUUUUAAUGCCGCAUAUAUAGGUACUACUACCAUCUUUCUAAACCACUCAUUAAUAUUCAUCUGAGCGGAGUGCUAUAUUCGAGGUGUGAACAUCAGUAAACAAAUCAUUUGGAUACGGAUUAUUCCAUAAAGCAGGUAGAUCCCUUGUUUAUGGAAUCUCACACCUCGAAAAUUACCACUCUCUUGAGCUGAAUAUUAAUAAGUCUCUUAGAAAGAUGGUAGUAAUAUAUAUCUUAACGCUUAAUUUUUUUUUGAUAUCUAAUUGUGUCUUUUCCAACAGUUCUUAUUUUAAUUAAAGCUAACUACGCUUUUGUUAAUUAAAUGUUAUUUAAAACAAAAGGAAUUACCUAAUUCCAUUAAAAUAGUUAACCCGUAAAUAUUGGUGAUUUAAAAUAUUGUGAUUUAUGUUUAUACCAUUGUUUAAUGUUAUUAUUUUUAUUAGAGAUUAUAGAAUUAUUAUUAUUAGAAAGUUAGUGAACCAUAGUUUACGUUAUUGUAUCUCUCAUAGUGUUCAGCAUGACUACAUUUCCAACUAUCUUUAGAAUAGUAUUAUCAUAUCUAUCAUACCUAUCAGAAGAGUUUUCUUUAUUUAUGAUAUCGUCCUUCUUUGAUUAGUUUUAUUUGGCCACUUGGUCCUUUCUCCGCACCUGCGGUAAAAUGGAGUACUACCACCGUAUAACCAACAAACAGAAAUAAAUCUUUUUGAAAACAUUAUAUGUAACCUGGGCUAAAUUUUUGAUUAUGAUUAAAUCCUGCAAUAACAAAAUCUUCUCUUACAACUUAUUCACUCAUUUACAACUUAGCCAACAUUGCCAACAACUGAAUCAAAUAGUGAGCUUCGGAUUAUAUUCUAAAUUAUUAUUGGAUACAAAUAUACAAAUAUGUAGAAAAAGUUUAAUUUUGUUUCAUGUGAAUUUUUUCUUGUUUCCCUUUGUUUAACUGGAGUAAACUAAACACAUUUGUGUGACUUCAGUUUUAUUUAGAAUAUAACUUUUUGCAAUGCUCAAUGUUUGCGCAACUUGAACAAGCCUGCUGUUUUUUGGUAUACUGUGGAAGUACAACAUUAUUUGGACAAUUUGUUACCAUUUUCUCAUUCUCAGUGUGUUGUGAGUAGGUACACAUUAUUAUUGUUUUUUGUGUUUUAAUUUUUGACAGAUUUGCCUUGAAAGUUGGUCUUGGGUAGUCUUAGGAUGUAGGUUUAAGGUAAUCGACAUGUAAAUAAAGAAAUGUGUGAUAAAAGUAUAUUUUUAUAUUGUAUAUAUUUUUAUAACCAAGUAUUACAAUAAUUUAAUGUCAAUAAUUUUUAAUUAUUUUGUUUCGCAUAUUGUUACGAUUAGUAAAUAUAAUGUUUGCAAUAUUUA
Diabrotica virgifera virgifera (western corn rootworm) is the source of this 7752-nucleotide messenger RNA. RefSeq names its product 1-acylglycerol-3-phosphate O-acyltransferase Pnpla3-like. Gene Ontology annotation, biological process: triglyceride catabolic process; lipid homeostasis. The coding region runs from base 169 to 2172 and encodes 667 amino acids. NCBI's taxonomy places the organism in Eukaryota, Metazoa, Arthropoda, Insecta, Coleoptera, Chrysomelidae. The record is from RefSeq and is a predicted model, not a curated record. Gene Ontology annotation, cellular component: lipid droplet; membrane; cytoplasm. Gene Ontology annotation, molecular function: triacylglycerol lipase activity. The transcript is spliced from 11 exons.